Messenger RNA from Drosophila elegans, 1388 nucleotides. Its product is annotated as retinoid-inducible serine carboxypeptidase. Gene Ontology annotation, molecular function: serine-type carboxypeptidase activity. Lineage: Eukaryota; Metazoa; Arthropoda; Insecta; Diptera; Drosophilidae. Bases 31 to 1296 code for a protein of 421 amino acids. The record is from RefSeq and is a predicted model, not a curated record. Gene Ontology annotation, biological process: proteolysis. The transcript is spliced from 2 exons.
CUCCAGUGAUUUUCGAACCUACCUGUGAGAAUGUGGUGCGGUUUUUGGGCGAUCUUGAGUUUGCUGCUGGGAAUUUCGCAGGCCCGCAAGGGAUUUGGACCUGGCGAGCAGGACUGGGGCUACGUGGAUGUCCGGGAGGGGGCCCACAUGUUCUACUGGCUCUACUACACCACGGCCAAUGUGAACAGCCACACGGAGCGCCCGCUGGUCCUGUGGCUCCAAGGUGGACCCGGUGGCUCCUCCUCGGCCCUGGGCAACUUCCGGGAACUGGGACCCGUGGACUUGAACGGUGCACCGCGGCAGGGUAACUGGGUGCAGCAUGUCAAUGUGCUCUUCAUCGACAGUCCCGUGGGAUCGGGCUUCAGCUAUGCGGACAACACCACUCUGCUGGUGGCCAACAACGAUGAGCUCGUCGACGACCUCAUGACCUUCAUGUUGCACUUCUACAAGUUGCAUCCGGAGUUCAAGAGCGUCCCGCUGCACAUUUUCUCGGAGAGUUAUGGUGGCAAAAUGGCCCCUGCAUUGGCCAUCAAACUGGACAAGGCCAUGAAGGCUGGUGAACUGGCGGAGCCCCAAAUCCUAAAGUCCGUGACCAUCGGUAAUCCCUGGAUAUCAACGCGCCACAUCUGCAAGGAGCACUCCAAAUACUUAUUUGUCAACGGACUGAUCGACGAGGAUGGUGUGGCGGUGAUGGAUGCCCAGGAGGAGCGAAUCCUCAGCGCCCUCAAAAAGCACGAAUUCGAAAAGGCCACCGAUGAGUACUUGACGUGGUACGAACUCAUGGAGAAGCUCACGGGUGAAGUCUACCUGUAUAACACACAGACCCACUUCGAUCCAGCAGACGAUCACACUUACGGCUAUGGAGAUGAACUAAAUCGCCUGAUGGAGGAGGAUGUGAGUAAGGCCCUGCAAAUAAAUGGCAGUGUCUAUGCCUCCCAAGUCAUCGAUGUGCUCACCAUGCUGCACGGAGAUCGCCUUAAGUCGGAUAUUAAUGCAAUUCCGCUCCUGCUGAACGAGACCUCCGUUAAGAUAAACAUUUAUUCCGGUCAGUUGGACAUUCUGGUGCCCACAUCAGCCACUCUGGCCGUGAUCAAGGACUGGGCCUGGAAGGACAAGUCGGAAUAUUUGCAGGCCAAUCGUACGGCCAUUGUCAUCGAUGGCAAACUGCAGGGCUAUGAAAAAGUCGGUGGCAACUUUGGAAUGUACUGGAUCAUUAGGUCGGGACAUUUGGCACCCGCCGACAACCCAACCGCCAUGAACUAUGUCCUACACUCCGUCACCGAAUACGACAACUAGUCACUCGAAUAGCUUUGCUAGCUAAUAAUUAAUUGUUAUACUAAACAUUUUUAUUUAAUGUACCCCAAAUAUACGAUCGAUUUUGAAUCUAA